Molecule: messenger RNA, 6552 nt
Organism: Clupea harengus (Atlantic herring)
Lineage: Eukaryota; Metazoa; Chordata; Actinopteri; Clupeiformes; Clupeidae
Gene: rtn3
Product: reticulon 3
Biological process (GO): neuron differentiation; endoplasmic reticulum tubular network formation; brain development
Cellular component (GO): neuron projection; postsynaptic density; endoplasmic reticulum membrane
Source: RefSeq, a predicted model, not a curated record
AUGCCUUUAAGUACGUCGAACAACCUCUCGCUCUGCAUGUUGGAGAGUUUUUCCCCUCGCUUGUCUGUGUAUCCGCCUUCGCUUCCACACCAUUUCAAUAGUCAUACGUGUGUGUGGGUGUUCGAGCUGGGUGACGCUGCGUCCCGCUCUUGGGGAAAUACGAGGAAAGUCAAGCUAUUUCAGAGGACAACAUCACCAACAAGAAGCAACAUUAUAACCAACAGCUGUAAGACAUUGUUUUACAGAUAAUACGAAAAAAUGGCAGAUCCAAUGACCCAGUCCUCUCAAAUAUCAUCGUCACAGGGACUCGCCGAUGGACAGAACUCCGCGAAAGACUCGAAGUUCACCGAUUCCUUUCUUUCCUCUUCGCCUGUAUCUCUCAUUCAGUCUCCUCAAGACAAAAGGGUGGUAGUAGGCUCUGACAAACCCUCAGAAGGCGUGGCCACAUCACUUCGCUUCCAACCAGGCUCCUUUACUCCUGUCACCUACGGCCACGAAACCUCUGACCGUUCUCACAAAGGCCCAGAGAAGAAGGAGCCCUCCGACUCCACCCUUGCGUCUCCCCAAGAGGACUCGCCGAUAAAAAUGUCCCCCGUGUCUGAGAGGAUCAAAGCGCUGGAGGCUCUUGCUGCGAAGAAAAACGAGCCAGAUAGCAGGAACGAUGGAGGCUUUCCUCACUUCAGGGAGCGCCACUAUGAGAAGUCGCCCACUGAAGUUCCGCCUCCUGCGCCUCUCCCAAAGAAGAAUGCCCCACAAGAGACGGAAUCCCCAGAAUCACCCUUUGAGGUUUUAGGGGACUCUGUACCAGCAACAGACUAUGAGGAUACUGCAGACUGGAUGCGGGCCCACCUACCCCCGGCGCCAAACUUCGGCACUGAGGAUCCAGAGGUGGAUGAAGGAAAAGAUGUGCCCGUGCCCGUGUCCGUGCCCGUGCCAGUGCCCGUGCCAGUGCCCGUGCCCAGCGUGGAGAGUGAAGGUUCCCUGAAAGGGAGUAAGGUGGAAACCAUUUUAGCAGCAGAUGUUCCCGAGGCAUUUGCUGGGGUUCCUGAUGCAUUUAUGGACACUCCCAUUGAGCCUCCUGAAAUCAAAGAUGAUUACAAGCCAGAAAAGCAAGAGAGCCUAGAGGAAGAGUCUGAGUUUGAUCUAAACUUUCUACCAACUGCAUACAUGUGGGACAAGCAGGAGAAUAAUGCAUCCAAAGGCCCUCCUGCUCAGCCUGCAGCAAAGGAAUCUGAUAUGUCUGCUCCCCCUGCCACCGCCCCUCCUCCAGCAGGGUUUGGGUCCCCCUCUCCCCCCCUGUCUCCCCCACCCUCCCCACCGGCAUCUCCCCCACAGGCUGGCGUUCCGAAAACAACAUUUAAGGGUGUCGAUGCCGAGUCGUCCGAGACCCACGAGAUGGACAGUUCUGGCGAGUCAGAUGACACAGUGAUCGAGGAUGCCUGUGCUGCUGUCAAAGUGAACAGUACUCCUCUUUCUGUAGAGAAAGAGCCACAGCAGGCCAAGCCAGAGAAGCAACCUAUGCAGGUCCCCACCAUCAAUGUCAUUGAGACGGAGGAGCAGGUAGUAAGUGAGGAAGAGUAUGAGCCAGAAGAGGAGGAUGAACGUUACAGGGUCGCGCAAGACCCAGUUAGAGAACCGCAGAAAGAACAAGAGCCCGUCUCGGAUGUAAAGAAACCUGAACUCUCAGAUGCACCCUCUGCUAAAGACUGCAAACCGCCUAACGAAUCUUCUCAGGUUUCCACAACAGAAUCUGCUGAGUCAGCUCCCAAGCAACCCAACAGCCAAGAUGGAGAUGGAGAUGUUGGCAGUGUGGCACAGACUCCAAUCUCAAGAGGCGGAGAUGGAGAUGUUGGCAGUGUGGCACAGACUCCGAUCUCAAGAGGCGGAGAUGGAGAUGUUGGCAGUGUGGCACAGACUCCGAUCUCAAGAGGCCUUAGCAGAGAGGAGCCCCAUGACGAGGCUGUGGUUUCUGAGAAGUCAGAUAGUUCUAAUGAUUCUAUGUCAAAGUCAGCCCUCGAGUCUGCUAUUAAGGGAAAAGAAGAGAAGUCGGUUAACAUUAUUGAUCACAGAGAGAACCUAUUAGAUGACACAGAGCCUGUAAUUGAUUCUUAUACAAAAAACGUUGUUGCUCAGGAUCUCUCUCAGAAGGAAAAGACAAAGUCUGAACCAAUCUCCAAGGACGAUUAUGUAUCAGAUACCAUUUCAAAAUCGAAUGUACUUUCAGAUCUUAACGCUGGCUCACUUAUCGAUCAAUCCUGCGAAGAUCACUUCGGAGAUGACUCUUUGCCUGGCUUGGAUGAGUCCUGUGAUGACCAACAGCUGAACUUUGACACUGUACCUGAACCCUCUCCUUCAGAUUUCGCCUCAGACGCUUACAUUGAGCCACUGGUCUCUCAGAACAUCUCCAAUGUUGGAAGUGACAACAGCAAGACAAUGACCGACUCAGGGGACCUCCCUCUUAUGGCUGAAGAUAACUACACCUCCCAUCCUGUAGAGGAACAGCCAACCAUGCAGGAAUAUCCUCAAGAUGACUUUUCUUAUUACAACGAACAGCCAGACUCAUUCCCUGACAUGAUGGGGGACCUCGAGGCCAACCAGGACGCCAAAGACAUGACUUCAGAACCACCCCCACCCACUGAGAACACAAGCGACCCUGAGAGCAUUGAGCCUGACUGCUCUGUCUCCCUGGCAACAGACAGCUUUGUGGAAUUCAUGAAAGAAUGCUUGAAGUCUCGACAGGAUGAGGAGCCAGAGGCGCAGUGCCCCAGUCGCACGGCAAACGCUGAAACCCCCGAAACCGCCACCACUCCCUCCCCAGCUGUGGCGAUGGACCUGGAGCAGGAGAGCAACACCAUCCGUGCUCUGAAAGAGCUCGGGAGCAGUCAGGAGAAAGAGGAAGAGAACAAGACCUCAUCCAAGUCCAAGACCUCAGAAGAGGAGACGAAAUUUCCUCAGCCACAAACACCGAGUCACGUAUCCUCAAAUCUCACACACGACUCCCCAGCCAAUCGGCCUGCGUCGGAGACCUCGCUGUCCAAAGAGGUAGAGGCGAUCGAUGUCUGGGUGGCUGAGGCCUACCACCUCGCUGAGCAUGUGUUGGCAGCAAUACUAACCCACCUGUCAGCUAAGGACCUGGUGUCCUGGCGCGACCCCAAGAAGUCGGGCGCGGUGUUCGGCGUGUCCAUGCUGCUGCUGCUCUCUCUGGCGGCGUUCAGCGUCAUCAGCGUCAUCUCCUACAUCCUGCUCGCCCUGCUCUUCGUCACCAUCAGCUUCCGCAUCUACAAGUCUGUCGUGCAGGCCGUGCAGAAGUCCGGCGAUGGACACCCCUUCAAAACCUUCAUGGAGAAGGACGUCAGUGUUCCCCCCGAGACCUUCCGUAAGCACGUGGACGUGUGCCUGACCUACGUCAACUGCGCCCUCAAGCAGAUGAGCCGCCUCUUCCUGGUCGAGGACCUGGUGGACUCCCUCAAGCUGGCAGUAGCCAUGUGGCUCAUGACCUACGUGGGGGCCGUCUUCAAUGGAAUCACCAUCCUCAUCCUGGCCGACAUCCUGAUUUUCACCCUGCCCCUGGUGUAUGAGAAGAACAAGACCCAGAUCGAUCACUAUGUGGAGAUCGCACGCACUCAAAUCAACACCACAAUGGCCAAGUUACAAGAGAAACUUCCUGGAUCACUGAAGAGAGUGAAAACGGAAUAAUCCCGCUUCAUCGGAUCGUCCUUCAUCGCCACCACCCUAACCAUCACCCUUCUCAUCCUACAAUGUUAUUCCUCCCUCAUUCCCAACCUAAAGCUAACCCUCUCUGCCCCCCCCCCCAACACACACACACACACACACACUGUCCAUCAGCCCCCCCCCCCCCCUCCCUGCACUGAACCAGCUAGUGGGGACAAAUACAACAAAACAUUUUACAAGCUUCUCAGUAUUUACAAUUAACCGCGCAGGCUUAACUCUAAGCGCUAUAGGGAAGCUCCAGUGGCCCCAGUCGUGCCGCCUUGGGCACACAACGUAGAGGAGGAAGGGAUGUAACACUGCAACUGGAUACAUUUUGUUGUUUUGUUGUUGUUGUUGUUGUUUUUGUAUCGGCGCUCUUAAGUGGCCCAGGGCUGGUGAACUAGACUGAAUCUAUGACCUGGUUUUGCAGUGGUGGGGCGUUUGGCUUUCAAUUAUCAACGAACAGGGGUUUGUGUUGUAAAAGCAAAUGUCUGUAAUUGAAACGAAACAUUUUGCUUAAAAAUAAAACUGAAAAGUAUCUUUAAAAAAAAAGAAAAAUGAGAAAAGGCUUUUUUUUUUAUAUAAUUUUGUUGUAUUUUUUUCUUUCUUCCCAGCCUCCAUGCAUUUGAAAGACAAAAAAAGUUUUUGGAUGAUGAUAGUUUUUGAUUGGAUAUCUCUGGGACUUCUCUGUUAUUGAUACGCUGCUUAGCCUGACACUCACUUCAUGGUUUGUGUCCUGUUCACCUAUAGGCACUUAUGUAUGUAUAUUAUCUGCAAUGCACUGAACAUGUCUCAGCUUCAUCCGAGCAGGUGGAAUAAAGAGGAUUGAAGCCGUGUGCCAGCUGUGAUACUUUUGGUCUAGUUCACCCGGUUGGUUCUGGUGCAUUUGGAAACUGCACCAUAUGUAUAUAAUAAGUCAAGGCAACAGACUGUCUGCCAUAAAGGAGUAAGGUGUGGCUUUUUAUAUAACUAUAAUCCCCUUAUGGCAAAUGUGCUAAUUUCUGUUACAUCUCUCAGUGUCACUCUUUUGCGCUCGUAUGUACAUUUACACAAUUAUCCUUCUAGUUAUCAUUACUGUUGAUAGUAUAAUAAUUAUUGUCAUUACAGUUGAUAUUAUUGCUAUCACUGGUUAGAAUGACCGCUUUGAUUCCCUGUUAUGUGUCAUCGCAAAAGCUUUGCAUUUCUCCCGUCCGGAGGCUUCAGACUGCAAAGGUCGUGACCUGUGUUGAUCUGUGACUUCCAGGGUGUUGGUAAGGGUGUCUGUCUGCACCCAAGGGGUUGAGAUAUAUAUUGUCAUGGCCUUGCCGCCCUGAUGACCAUGUUUCGUAUGGCAGGCUGUUAAAAUGAACUUCCCAGGUAUAUCGGUGUAAAGUCCUGCUAAAUAUCCUCCUCGUCAGCAACUGUCUUGGGUCUGUUUUGGUGUCAGCAACAGCCCAUGUGUCACACAGCUUAGAGUUAUGAAUAUGCUCAGUGAGGUCUUUUUUUUUUCGCCUUCGUUUCGUCGUACAAAAUGAAAACCAUUUUGUCUGACAGGGCUACGCAUCUUCAAGGGCCUUGUAGCUUCUUUUCUUUGUACUUCUAAAAGGAUCUUGAGAUGAAGAAAAUUGGGGGGAAAUGUUUUUAUAUAGGUUUUUUUUUUUUUUUCCUGCUGUGUGUUUUGUUGUGUAUAUUUGCCAACAUCUCCACCCCCCAUGAAACAACUGAACAGGGAUCAUUCUCAUCACAAGUGUUGCAUCUCUGCAAGCCAUCUCUGUAGAUAAUGUAUGGGAUCUCGUUAAAAAAAACUAAAAUGCAUUCACUGUAUUUCAGUUAUGUUUUAAUGGUUGUUCUCGGAUUGCCUCUCAAUGCAUUAACUAUUACUGCUAUUAUUAUUAUUAUUAUUAUUAUUACUACUACUACUACACAGAAGUCUGUCUCCUGCUGAAUGUGUCUUCCCUGCAAUAUUUAUAGUACAUUCCAUCUUGUGCAUGCAGUUCUUAGUGUCUUGGUAGGACCUCAGAAGGUUUUACUUGGUAACAUGCUCUUCUGCUUUCCCCACCAAGACACUCUGGGCUUGUAUUCGUUGUCCUCCUUAUAAAAGCUGUUUUCUCGAAUCACAAUAUUGGAUGUGUAGUCGUCGUAGGAGUUAUCGUCGCGUAUUCACCAUGCACGCCUCGGUUGCACACUUGUACACGCGCACUUAACACGUACAUGGCUCUUCGCACACAUGCAUACACACUCACCUACAGUUGAAAGUAUCCUACGUCUGAAAACCACUGUGUCUUUGCUUUCCGCUGGACUGACAUGCUUAUCGUUCAUCUGUUCGGCAGCUGAAUCAUGGGUGCGGUGCUUUUUGGUGAAUAGGCUACGCUCCAGCAAAUAGGGUUUUCAUAGGUAUUUCUUCAGUCGUGAGUGACAUGCAAUGCUGUCUUCUUUUUUUUUUUUUUUUUUUCAUCAAUAGACUACACAAACCUCUUUCUCUGUAGAUACCAUGCCUUAGUUGUUGUUCUAUUCUCCUUUAGUGCUAAGAGUUCAGGAAGAACUACACUAUGACUAUUUUUGACUUAAUCCCGUAGUUUCAGUGCAUGUUUCCACCUUAGUCUUGUUUAUUUUCUUGGGAAGGGAGGGUUGAUGGGAGUUGGAAGUCAUUUAUUUCUGGUCAGGAUUUUUUUUCUUGUUUUGCUUUUGACUUUCUCUUGUUAACUAGAUGUGUUAACUAACACCUAAGCUCUGUUUGUUAGCUGCAGAUUUAGUUUGUUUGUGGGUGCUUUGGAGAAAAAAAAAUAAAGUUGCAAACAGAGGAAACUAUGUGGUCCCUGUGCUGGUGUAAAAGUGGAAUUAAUAAAAGUACAUCAGAAGACA